UGCUGUAGCAGAUCGGAAGACAUUCAGCCGCACACUUGAACGUUUCCCCAUGUCUUUUCUAGAAAUGCUUACACGUUUAAUUUAAAACACAAGUCAUAUAUAUGUAUAUAUGAUAUGGUGCCAUACGAUUUGUUUGGCUGAAUUCAAAUGGCUUCCUGCUGCACUACAUGAGGCAGUACAGUACAGUCCGUACAGCCGAGUGCACUUUAAUUAAAGAAGCCGUUUGGAAGUUAGCCGCUGAUUCAAGCAAGUAGAGGUCAUCUGCAAUGUCUGAUUUGAGAGUAGAGAUUGAAAAAGAGCCAGUUCAGGGAGACACUAACCGCAGCAGAGUUAAAAACCGUGUCGGACUGGUUGCUACUUGUGCACUCGGAGGCUCAUUAGUCGCUUUAUACGCUGUAGCUGUACCUUUCAUUGCUCCGGCGCUGAGGAAAACCUGUCUCCCGUUCGUCCCUGCUACAAACACACAGGUCAAAAACGUCCUCAGAGCUUUGCAGUCAAGAUCUGGGACUCUUGUGGACAUUGGAAGUGGCGAUGGACGGAUCGUCAUAGCCGCAGCGAGGGAGGGUUUCCGGUCGGUCGGCUUCGAGCUGAAUCCGUGGUUGGUGUGGUACUCCCGUUACAGAGCGUGGAAGCAAGGGGUUCAUCGCCACACCUCUUUUUAUAUCUCUGACCUCUGGAAGAUGGAGCAGCUGGAAGCCAAGCUUCAGACGGAGCUUCAGUCCUCAGCCCGAGUGGUGGCCUGCCGUUUCCCCUUCCCCACAUGGACUCCUGAUCAUGUGACCGGAGAGGGAAUUGACACCGUGUGGGUGUACGAUGCAGAGACUUUCAAAUCUCACACGACGACAGCAAAAGCUGCCGAACCACAGUGAAGACGAGAAUCUUUUAUGAUGAAGUCAAACACGUAUUAAAGGAAAUAGACUGUUUCAAACGUCCUACGGUAAAGAACGGAAAUAAAAAUACGUCUUUCUUA
Messenger RNA from Ictalurus punctatus (channel catfish), 970 nucleotides. RefSeq names its product fATP synthase c subunit lysine N-methyltransferase (gene atpsckmt). Gene Ontology annotation, molecular function: protein-lysine N-methyltransferase activity. Gene Ontology annotation, cellular component: mitochondrion. Gene Ontology annotation, biological process: peptidyl-lysine trimethylation; regulation of mitochondrial ATP synthesis coupled proton transport; positive regulation of proton-transporting ATP synthase activity, rotational mechanism. The record is from RefSeq and is a predicted model, not a curated record. Bases 267 to 869 code for a protein of 200 amino acids. The transcript is spliced from 3 exons. NCBI's taxonomy places the organism in Eukaryota, Metazoa, Chordata, Actinopteri, Siluriformes, Ictaluridae.